Messenger RNA from Mercurialis annua (annual mercury), 1749 nucleotides. RefSeq lists its product as uncharacterized. NCBI's taxonomy places the organism in Eukaryota, Viridiplantae, Streptophyta, Magnoliopsida, Malpighiales, Euphorbiaceae. Gene Ontology annotation, cellular component: membrane. Bases 140 to 1573 code for a protein of 477 amino acids. The transcript is spliced from 7 exons. Gene Ontology annotation, molecular function: lipase activity. The record is from RefSeq and is a predicted model, not a curated record.
UUAGCCAAAUCCAAAUUUGAUUUGCUUGUUCAAUUGAGUGAUAGAAAAAAAAAUAGAAAGCAAACACCCAAUACAACAUUACAAAUUUAAAAUCAUUUUUUGCAGAUUAUUUAUCAAUUUCUUUCUUUCUUCCUUGUUUAUGAUCAUUUCUACACCAACGAUCAUUUCAAGACCACCACCGCAGCGACCACCGUCGCCGUUACCGUCACCAGCAGCACCCCCACCGCCACCAACAACAGCAACAAUUACAAGAAGAAUACAUUUACAAGCUAAAAACAAAUCAUUAACGAAGCUCCAAACGCCGUUAAUUUUCUAUAAACCAAAUUCAAUGGCAAUACAACACUCUCCUUCUUCAUCGCCAUCAACAACGUUAAUUUUAACGUCCGGCGCAAGCGGUAGAAUAAACGCUUUAUUUUCCGUUAGAGCGUUGAAGAGCUUAUUAAUAUUAAUUAAAGCCGUCGUUCUAUUCAUAUUACUUCCAUUUCGCGGCGGUCGGAGAAGAACGGUGCCGUUAAAUUCUUCCUCAACAUCCUCCUCGUCAUCGCCGGGCGAUAAAGCUAAUAAUAGUAGUAGCAAUAAAGAUUUUGAAAAAACGUCCGUCACUAAAGUACGGGUCCCGGCGAAGAUUGUGCCGUGGAAGAGCGGCGGUAGCGCGACGGUGGAUCAGGCGGUGGCGGUGAGACGAGCAUUGGCUAUUAAACGGGUGUUAGAAGAUGAUGACGUUAAUUCGAUUAGAGAAUUUUCGUUGUUUGUUACUGCUAGAGACGAUACAAUUUUUACUCAGCUGUGGUCCCCAGUUUCUGUCAAAAUCAGGGGAGUGGUUGUUCUUAUGCAUGGCCUAAAUGAACACAGUGGCAGAUACAGUGAUUUUGCCAGGCAAUUGAAUGCAAAUGGACUUAAGGUUUAUGGGAUGGAUUGGAUAGGACAUGGCGGAAGCGAUGGGCUACACUCAUAUGUUCACUCUCUUGAUUAUGCUGUCAAUGAUUUGAAAUCAUUUCUGGAUAAAGUUUUAAAAGAGAAUCCUGGGCUUCCAUGUUUUUGCUUUGGACACUCAACUGGAGCUGCCAUUGUCCUCAAGGCUAUGCUGGAUCCCAAGAUUGAAUCCCGUGUAUCAGGAGUAGUACUGACUUCGCCUGCAGUAGGAGUUCAGCCAUCCCAUCCUAUUUUUGUGGUGCUAGCUCCAAUUUUUUCAUUUUUGCUACCAAGAUUCCAAUUAAGUGCUGCAAAUAAGAAGGGAACGCCAGUUUCUCGGGACCCUGAGGCACUCAUAGCCAAAUAUUCAGAUCCUCUAGUGUACACAGGAGCGAUCAGGAUGAGAACUGGGUAUGAGAUUCUUCGAAUCACAACCUACUUGCAGCAGAAUUUAAGCAGAUUAACACUUCCAUUUCUAGUUCUUCAUGGUACUGCUGAUACUGUAACUGACCCAGAAGCUUCAAGCAAACUGUACCAAGAAGCCUCGUCAACCGACAAAACCAUCAAAUUGUUUGAAGGAUACUUGCAUGAUCUCCUUUUCGAACCAGAACGACAGGAUAUUGCGAAUGACAUAAUCGAGUGGUUAUGCUGUAGGAUUUAAUUUAACUUGAUUCGAGAAUAAUAUAAUGUAGUUAGUGUCUUUAAUGGAUUUGCUGUAGGAAGCUUUCCGAUUAAGAUGACAUUGUUAUGCUGCUGAAUAAAGUUCAGCAUUUCUAUAUGUUGAAACAUGAACCAUAUUGCUUUUUGGCUGAUUGCAAUGUUCAGCAAUUUUUUUUA